CUCGGAUCAAGGUACUUCAUUGGGCACGCACACUCAUCCCAAUCUCUAUCCCCACCAUGGCCGGAAUUCGCGCCGUGCUUGCCGCCACGGCCGAGAUUCAAACAUUUCAUCAAGACCCGAAAGCGCCCGCCGCCUGCUCCCGCGCGACGCUGUCCGCCUCUUCGCGGGAAAUUAUUUCCUCCCGCAGAUGGAAGAACAAAUUCGCCCGCAGCGCAGACCGGCUCGGCUUUAAUAGCUUCACAGACGAUCGGCUGAGAAGAAUAAUCUCCGCACAUGGGGGAUUUCUCGAAGCGGGAGGGCUUCCCGCCGCGUCUCUAGCGGCCGUAGCUGCCGCCGCGAUUGGCGGGGCGGCGAUCACCGCCAUGGCGGCGGGAGGAUUUGGAGGGAAACGCGAUGCGGCGAGGGCGGCCGUCCGACGUGGCAUGGAGCUAUUCGUGGAGAACGACGUGCAGGGCUCUGUGGUGGAAUUCGACAAGGCGCUACGGCUGGACCCCUCGCAGGAGCCAUACCUGUGGCAGCGGGGCCUCUCGCUCUACUACCUUGGAAGGUUCCAGGAAGCAGCAGAGCAGUUUCGCAAGGACGUGGCGGUGAACCCCAACGACACGGAGGAGGCCAUCUGGUGCUUCUUGAGCGAGGCACAGCUGCUGGGACCACAGGAGGCGAGGCAACAGUUCCUGCUAGUGGGACAGGACCCUCGGCCCGUUAUGCGGGCUGCCAUGGAGGUCUUUAAAAAGGCCGGCGAUCCUAACGAGAUCCUAGCAGCGGCGGCAGCUGAUUUUGGGCGGCCAUCUGCCCUGUUCUACGCGAAUCUCUACGUCGGGCUGUACUAUGAGAGCGAGGGUGACCAAUACAAGAGCAAAAGUUACAUUGUCACGGCUGCACAAUCCCCAUAUGGAGUCAGGUCGGGUGACUACAUGGCAGCACUGGCAAGAGUGCACUGCCAGCAACGAGGGUGGGUGUGAGGCCCCGCCGCAGCGCCUCGCCUCUAGCAGUCUGAUGUGCUUAAUAGAUACUUCGGGCCGUGUGUGUGUCAUGAUCGGCAUCAAUGCAUGUGUGGUGCCUGAGGCGAGGUGCGACGGGCGUUCCUGGUUCAAACAGUUGAGAAGCAGUUAUCCCUGAUAUUGUCAGCCUCGAGAGUACUACUAGUACCGGUUGCUAAUUAGCACAAUCUGUACAACGAAAGAGC
Messenger RNA from Closterium sp. NIES-67, 1186 nucleotides. The record is from the annotation of a GenBank genome assembly. Lineage: Eukaryota; Viridiplantae; Streptophyta; Zygnematophyceae; Desmidiales; Closteriaceae.